AUGGUUUUCGCAAAGUAUCUUGGGUUUAAAAAAACCAUCCAAUUAGAUCGGAAAAGGCUUGUGGAAUUGCUAGAUUUGAAUCAGAACGGGACACUUUUAUGGGAUGAGUUUGCAGCCGCUGUCCAGUUGGCACAUGAGCGGAGGAUGGGACAGCCAGGUCGUCGGAGAGUUACUGCUGACAAGCCCAAAGAAGAAGAUUAUUUCUAUGCGAAUCCUCAAGAGUGCCUUUGUGAGAGAACAAGUUGUGAUGAUUUAUUGGGCCCUGACAUGCCUAAAGAGCUUUGUAGGCGACAGCAGAAAGAUCGCCUGAAGUUAUACCCCGGCGUCUAA
This is a messenger RNA of Ilex paraguariensis (yerba mate), 330 nucleotides long. NCBI's taxonomy places the organism in Eukaryota, Viridiplantae, Streptophyta, Magnoliopsida, Aquifoliales, Aquifoliaceae. The record is from the annotation of a GenBank genome assembly.